CACACACACACACGUACGCUAAAACGAACACACGCUGCUCCCCCAAAGAUCUCUCAGUGCAGCAUUGCCGUCGUCUGACUGAGACAAGCAUACUCUGUGCUCUCCGUUUCUUUCUUUCUUACUUUUGCAUUUUCUUCUUUUUUCUGCUGCUAGCUCACAGACGAGACUUUUUCCCACGUUUUCAGUCCGUGUGCACUCCUCAUCUGGUCCUAACGUCUGGAUUUUAACCUCUGCUGCCUUCUCUGUCCUCUUCCUACUUUUCUUUUUCUCCUUUCUGUCUCAGUUUUUGCUCGCCCACACGACCUCCGGCUCCUGGCGAUGCACCAUGCUUUCUUCUCCCACUGUUAUCCUACAGCCCUACGGACUUCCUGUGUAUCCGCAAACAACCCCAUGCUACCCUGGCUUAGUACAGGGUGCCCCAGCGCAGGAGGCAGGGCCAGGCAGUGGUGACCCACCCCUUCCUCAGGUCUAUGCCCCACCCCCCUCAUAUCCACCACCUGGCCAAGCACCACCCACAUCUGCUGGAAGGCUCCCACCUCUUGAUUUCAGCCCUGCCCACCCCACCUCUGACUAUGCAGACCAUCACCAGCUGAGAGUCUACCAGAGUGCUCAGCAUGAUGGGGCAGACUCCAUAGCCACCAGUAACACAGACGAAGCACUGGCUCCUGUGACCUCUGACCCCCAGCCUCUGAGUGCCUCUGUGACGGCUGGGGGCGGAGCAGGAAGUGGGGGUGAAGAGGAGGGCCCUGGAAAGGCACAACCCAAAAGGCUUCACGUGUCCAACAUCCCAUUCAGAUUCCGAGACCCGGACCUGAGGCAGAUGUUUGGGCAAUUUGGCAAGAUUCUUGAUGUUGAGAUCAUCUUCAAUGAGAGAGGGUCAAAGGGCUUUGGUUUCGUGACAUUUGAGAAUGCAGCAGAAGCCGACCGUGCCCGAGAGAAACUGAACGCCACCAUCGUGGAGGGCAGGAAGAUUGAGGUCAACAACGCCACAGCCAGGGUAGUGACCAAGAAGCCACAGACUCCCCUUGUCAAUGCUGCAGGGUGGAAGCUUAACCCAGUUAUGGGAGCCAUGUACACCCCUGAACUCUACACUGUUGCCAGUUUUCCUUAUCCUGUUCCCACACCAACCUUGGCUUACAGAGGCUCUGCCCUCCGGGGGCGUGGCCGUGCAGUCUACAACACGAUUCGCUCAGCUGGUACUGCAGCCACACCAGCCACUGUUCCAGCCUAUCCAGGGGUAGUCUACCAGGAAGGACUUUAUGGAGCCGAGGUCUAUGGAGGAUACCCUGCCACAUACCGUGUUGCUCAGACGCCUUCAUCUGCUGCUGCUGCUGCUGCUGCUGCAUACAGUGAUGGGUACGGGCGUGUGUAUGCCACAGCCGCUGACCCCUAUCACCACUCGGUGGGACCCACCACCACCUAUGGUGUUGGCACUAUGGCCAGUCUGUACAGAGGAGGAUACAGUCGCUUCACCCCUUACUGAAUGGAGCACCACUGUGACACCUCUGGCUCCCGACAGGGCCGAGCCGUUUCCAUGGCGACACAGGGCAGGCCAUGAUGCUCGACGCACUCAGGAAGUUAUUCUGCCUUCGCACCCAGAACGGACCUAUGGGAAUUUGUGGUGUUAUCAUACACAGACUGUGACCGAACUGAAACUAUUUAUUUUAAGUAAAGAUUCUGAUAGUUCUGAAGCUAUGUACCCAGCAACAUUCUCCCUAUGCCACAAAUGUUCAGGAAGUCUGGGAUAUUCUAUAUCACGGGCUCGUUUUUGUAUGUUACUUUCUGUUUAUUUUAACGUAGUACACACAACACAGACACAAGCUUCUCUGAGCAGUCAGGAGUUCUUGGGAACAUCUUUUAAAACUCAAGAACCAUGAGACCAUUGGUGUACAAGAGGGCACCUGUAUUCUGGUCAUUUAAUCCUAAUCUGUGCCUUAUGUCAUUACAAUGUAUUAUAAUAGUCAAUAUGACAUGAAUUAAAUGGCUGUUUCAGACAAACCUGCUACUGCGGCUAAUAGUAUGGGUGCUAGCUGUUGGAUGCUCCUUCACUCUGCUAGCUUCCUUUUAGUUUGGCUCAUUUAUAGUAGUGUGUGAAGUGAAAGUCUGUCAAUAGCCUUUAAUCUCACCACCCUUCAGAUGCUCUCUGUCACGCAGCAAACACCCAUGACACUGCCGCCGUACGGCAGUCUAGGACUCAGAAGAUUACACUGUAGAAUAUACUGAUACUUUUUACAGACUUCGAGUGUUGAAUGCCACUGCUUAAGCAGUGUGUGUGUGUGUGUGUGUGUGUGUGUGUGUGUGUGUGUGUGUGUGAGAUUUUGUAGCCAUUAAACUGAGGUACAGUGGCAGCAUUGGUGCAGGUGAUACUUUUAAUGCUCUACCUCUCAGCUGAUCUCCCCAGCUCGCCUGUAGGUAAAGGAGGCGGAGUCUCAGAGGGGGUGGGACCUGAAGACAUCCAGCCUUCCUUCCUUCUGUCUGUCUGGGCCGCUCCUAUAAACCUCUCUGUUUUCACACUUGUUUACCUCAGUGAGUGCACAGUAAACACACAGGACAGCUGGGAGUCCUUCAACUUUAGUUGGCCGUGUGCCACAAGCAUCCCCUAAAACAUUAGAAAGGUUAGUCAUUCUCUGUGAUGCUGGAUCUGGCUUUCCUGUGAUAACCGUAGCAUUUUGAAAUGACUGUUGUUAUUAUUCACACCUUGUGUAGGUUUGUGCUGAGCUGAUCUUACUCACAGGUUAAUUUCAGAAUCCCCCUUCACUGCACGCUUCCAGUGCUCAGGUGUAGAAUACACUGUGAUUGGCCGGCGUGGCCGUAAGCCUGACACCCUGGCCAGUGUCUUUCUCCACUGUCCUCUCUUCUUUAUGCCUAAAAUAAAGUUUCUCUCUGAUGUUUCCCUCUGACCUUUC
Messenger RNA from Electrophorus electricus (electric eel), 2906 nucleotides. RefSeq names its product RNA binding fox-1 homolog 1, like (gene rbfox1l). Lineage: Eukaryota; Metazoa; Chordata; Actinopteri; Gymnotiformes; Gymnotidae. The record is from RefSeq and is a predicted model, not a curated record. Gene Ontology annotation, molecular function: mRNA binding. Gene Ontology annotation, cellular component: nucleus; cytoplasm. Gene Ontology annotation, biological process: nervous system development; regulation of alternative mRNA splicing, via spliceosome.